Molecule: messenger RNA, 198 nt
Organism: Eruca vesicaria subsp. sativa (arugula)
Lineage: Eukaryota; Viridiplantae; Streptophyta; Magnoliopsida; Brassicales; Brassicaceae
Source: the annotation of a GenBank genome assembly
AUGCAGAGUGAUAAUCUUAUUUGUUUGCUGCAGAAGAGGGCGGAGCAAGCAGACUUACAACUGUCAGCUGAUAACCUUGCUACAGGAGACCACACUGCAGCCGAAUUGAAAAUCGCAGAGGCUCAUCCAAGUUUUGUGAUGGGAUUCAUCUCGGUUAAUCCUGCGUCUUGGAAAUGGGAGAUGUGUAUCCGUGUAUGA